UUUUGUCACAGUGCCUCAAAACUUCAGCUCGAUAACAUUCAUUUCACCAAUGAAGACUCCACACUUCAUUUUCGUUGGUCUUGGCAUUCUUGGCAUUGGCAUUGUUUCCAUCAAUCUGGUCACGCUUGCGAGCGCCAUGGACUACUCGUACGUCGAUAAUUACAACCAAGACGAUUACUUUUAUCAGUUCGAAGGCUUAGACAAUUUGCACCAUCCAAUGGAGGGCAACUUAACAUUUCGUGAACUCAUAGCCAAAGAAAAAUGUAAAUCACGAAUCCAUCGAUUUGCUUGCUUGCUGAAAAACUACAACUCCAUGCUUCCCCCGCGACAAAGCGGCAACUUGGUCAAAGUAUACUUCGAUAUCAUAGACGUCCCUGAGAUCGACGACAACCGUCACACUAUGACCAUCGUCUUGGAAUUGGUCCUACAAUGGCAAGAACCCAGAUUGGUCUUGGACCCGAAUAGAACCACGGCCAUCAACAUUGAUUCCGAAGGUCUGAAGCGUCUUUGGAUUCCCAAUGUAAUGUUUGAUCGACAACACAAACUGGCCCAGAUUGGUUUGUUUCAAGACUCAAAAGGAGGCGCUGUUCGGGAUGGUGAAAUGAUUGAAUUUUGGACCUACAUCGAAGUAACCGUAUAUUGCGAUAUGAGCUUUGAACAUUUCCCAAUGGAUGAACAGACAUGCAAGUUCGCUUUGUCUUCUUUAUCAUCUCCUGAGGAGCUCAUGCACUUUGAAUUUGAUGUGAGCACAAGCCAACAAAACAACCGCCUUCAGAUGUACGAAUUGAAUAUCAAACCCUUUACGGAUCCCUCCGAUUUACGAUGGGAAUACCCUGCUGCAAAUUACUCCAUAUGUGGAUUCCAUGUCAAAAUGAGGCGGAUUUCCUCCACCUAUAUCCUGAUCUAUUACGUCCCUUGCACUGGUAUGGUCCUGGUGUCUUGGAUCAGCUUUUUGGUGGAUCCAAAUAUUGUUCCAGGACGUACGGCGCUCUUGGUAACCAUAUUCUUGGUCCUAACUACGAUAUUCUCCGGGAUUCAACGCGACACGCCCAGAUCUCAAGGACUCACCGCAUUGGGACAAUACGCCUUGGUUUGCUUGACCUUCGUGUUCUUGGCUAUGCUUGAAUUUGCCACUCUUUUAUUUCUGGAGCGCUUCUCCGCGCACAAGCAAAAGAGAGAGGCACGGAAGGAGGAAAAUUCGAGCCGAUGGGGCGUGCCUUCGAUUCAAGACCAAGCCAAAGCCGAGAAGAAGGCCAAAAGGACGAAACAAUGGAUCAAGGAUGUGGCGUCGACCUCGUAUUGGAUGGAUCAAAUUGCACUAGCACUUUUCCCCAUCGGGUUUGCUAUUUUCAACCUCGUUCACUUCACACAGUACAAUUGAAUUGUCUGUUUCCUG
Messenger RNA from Tigriopus californicus, 1396 nucleotides. RefSeq names its product gamma-aminobutyric acid receptor subunit rho-2-like. Lineage: Eukaryota; Metazoa; Arthropoda; Copepoda; Harpacticoida; Harpacticidae. Gene Ontology annotation, molecular function: neurotransmitter receptor activity; extracellular ligand-gated monoatomic ion channel activity; transmembrane signaling receptor activity. The record is from RefSeq and is a predicted model, not a curated record. The transcript has 2 exons. Gene Ontology annotation, cellular component: synapse; neuron projection; membrane. The coding region runs from base 50 to 1381 and encodes 443 amino acids. Gene Ontology annotation, biological process: monoatomic ion transmembrane transport; regulation of membrane potential; nervous system process.